Myodes glareolus (Bank vole) is the source of this 1736-nucleotide messenger RNA. RefSeq names its product olfactory receptor 13C8-like. Gene Ontology annotation, biological process: G protein-coupled receptor signaling pathway. Gene Ontology annotation, molecular function: olfactory receptor activity; G protein-coupled receptor activity. Gene Ontology annotation, cellular component: membrane. NCBI's taxonomy places the organism in Eukaryota, Metazoa, Chordata, Mammalia, Rodentia, Cricetidae. The record is from RefSeq and is a predicted model, not a curated record.
GCUGGAGGACGGGCAUAUUCAUAUGGAGAGAGCCAAUGGUUCCAUGUUGACAGAAUUUGUCUUGGUGGGGCUUUCUGACCACCCAAAGCUCCAGAAAGUUUUAUUUGUGCUGGUUUUGUGCAUGUAUCUGCUGAUCCUGCUUGGGAAUGGAGUCCUCAUCUCAGUAGUCGUCUAUGACGUGCACCUGCACACCCCCAUGUACUUCUUCCUCUGCAACCUUUCCUUCCUGGACAUCUGCUACACAAGCUCUUCUGUCCCACUCAUUCUCGGGAGCUUCCUGAAAGGAAGGAAGAGAGUUUCCUUCCCUGAGUGCAUGGUCCAAAUGUUCUUCUCCUUUGCCAUGGGUGCCACAGAAUGUGUGCUCCUAGGCACGAUGGCACUUGACCGCUUUCUGGCCAUCUGCUACCCACUGAGAUACCCUGUCAUCAUGAGCAAGGGUACCUAUGUGCCCAUGGCGGUUGGAUGCUGGGUUGCUGGGAAUGUUGACUCGUUGGUGCAGACAUCUCUGGCAGUGCAUUUACCAUUCUGUACUGAUAACAUCAUUCAACACUUUGUCUGUGAAUUUGUGGCCAUUGUGAAACUGGCUUGUGGAGAUAUUUCAGUCAAUGUGAUUAGCAUGGCAGGGUCAAAUCUGCUUUUCCUAGCUCUUCCAUUGAUAGUCAUUGCCAUCUCUUACGUUUUCAUCAUUGCCACCAUCCUGAGGAUCCCUUCCUCUGAAGGAAAACAGAAGGCCUUCUCCACGUGCUCUGCCCAUCUGACAGUGGUGAUUAUAUUCUAUGGUACCAUCUUCUUCAUGUAUGCAAAGCCCAAGUCUAAAGCCACUGCUGGGGCAGGACGUCAAAGUGUGACUGAGGCGCUCAUCUCCCUUUUCUAUGGGGUGGUGACCCCCAUGCUCAAUCCUCUCAUCUACAGUCUGAGGAACAAGGACGUGAAGGCUGCUGUCCAGAGCAUGCUGGGAGGAAAUCGUCUGAUGAAACAUAAAUGAUUAUUUAUUUAGACCAUGGACUCACUAUUGGAAGUUGUUAUAAACACAAAAUUCAUAAAGAUCAAAAUGCCACGUGAAAAUUCAAAGACAUUAAAAUAUUUUGGUUUUUUGGUUACAGUUACGUUUUUGUUAUAAAUGCAGAAAUGAGACAUAUUUGUUAAAUACGCUCUUACAGAGAAAUGCAAGAAUGCUGAAAAUACUUUGGUAAUAGUUAGCAAGGAAAAAUAAACUCGUUAAAUUUAGAAAAUGGUUUAUAAACACAUUCAUUAAAUCUUUAAAGUAGUUUAUAGUCCAUUGUAGGUGUUUGUGAGUAGGCACAGUGAAUAUUAACCCAUACAUGAUAUAAGACAUUCGCUUUAUUUGCUUACUUCUUUAUUAUUUUUAUUCAACAUACCUGUAAAUUCUUUGAUUAUAGAACUUUUCUAUUCUUUAACCUACAAUAACCCAACUCAUAACAGGGUCUGGAAUAUAAUAAAUGCAAAAUAUUGAUAAGAUUAAGUAUUUUACAGGUAUUGUAUGUGUUAGGAUUUUUUUCACACAUGCAUUUAUUUUGUGGCUAAGGCAUUACCUUUUGCUUUCUUUGUUAUGUUCAUUGCCACUGGGGGAGGGAGAGCACAGUUUUUGCUUUCCAGCAAGGAUAGUUUUUCUGAGACUUUAUUGAUAAUAAGAAUAUAGAGAUGACUAAUAAUACAUCCUGUGUUGUGAUUUUUUAAACGUUAGCUGACACUGUAGCAUAACACACCUCUUGAAU